GAAGCGCGAGAGAAAAGAACAAAUUAAGGAAAAGGAGACGGGGCAGGCGGACAUGAGCUGGUAUUGUUGACGGCAUUGCUGGCGUUGCAGGCGGAGAUGGCUGGGGCUGUGGACGUGGCUCGCAGUGGCUCGCAGUGGGACUCAACACCCCUUCGGCCACGGUCAUAGCUUUGCUCACUAAACUCUAUGGCCACGGAAAUGGCGUGAUCGGCGAUGGCGUGGUGCUGGCGUGGUUCACGCCGUGCGAACACCCCGUCAUCCCUGUAGCUGUGGCUUGCACCUCUAUAAAAUGGGCUUGAUACGGCGAUCGCUCCUGGGUUUGUCUUCUGCCAGGUGCUCCUGCUGCUUCUUUGCCGCCGUUUCUUGUGCAAGGAUAUGGCUGCAGUAUUCCGGGCGAGAGGACCUUCUUUCAAAGCCAGCUUCAGCAUCCUGUCUGUCAUCGAGCCCAUCUGGGAUGUGUCGCCAGUGAAAUGUUUAACAGCAUGAUCGACAAUUGGUCCUGGACAAUCCGGGCUGGUGACUGCAGUGCAGCUUUCCUGCCCAUGAAGACAGUGAUGGAUCAUGAACCACUGUCACUUCAAGAAGCAGGUCCGCCCCUUCAGGCACUCGCACAAUGUGGCCUUGUGUCAGACUUGAGAUGUCCAAGCAUCAAGCUCAUGGACAAGUGGUUCACAGCCUCUACACACUGCAGAGCCUCUUGAUUGUGUUGCAGAGCCUGCAGAAAUUUUGCCACAUGGAACAGCUGUAGGAGACGACAAUGAAAACCGAGAUCCUGUGGAGUGCCUGCAAUAUCUGCAGCAAUUUCUAACCGUAUGCGACAACAAUGAAAGCUAAAGUCCUGUGCUGUGCGUGGAAUCUCUGCAGCAUUCUCCAACUGUUUGUGAUGACAAUGAAAACCAAGGUCCUGUGGAGUGUGUGCAAUCUCUGCAGCAUUCUUCGACUGUACGCGACGGCAAUGACAACCAAAGUCCUGUGGAGUGUGUGGAAUCUCUGCAGCAUUCUUCGAGUGUACGCGACGGCAACGACAACCAAAGUCCUAUGGAGUGCCUGGAAUCACUAUAUUAUUCUCCAUCUGAUGAACCACAUCCGAGGGACAAACACGAGAGCCGGAGCCCUUUAGAAGCUGUGGCAAAGACUCGAUGCACUGCACUUGAUGAACCAGCUCCAUGUGCCAGCUACAAAAGGCGAAGUACAAGUCCCUGGGAACUGUCUUCUUCUGCAAGCAUCUCCGCUACGCUCGCUACAAAGCACACCCGUCGACCAAAGGACAUCAUCAGGUGGCUUCAGGGGCAGGUCUCCAAAUAUAAGAAGACAAUUGCCAGGCUGCAGAAACGACAGCUGUGCUCAGGAGAAGGGAGGCAGCAGCUUCCGCGACCACGGACCGGGGAGGGGACGUUCGUGAGCUGGCCAGCGACGACUCCAGCUCCUGAGCCUCGACUGCGUCGCCGUGGCUUCGUUCCGCGGCCCCGGUCCAACCCCACGCUGCCGUAACUAGUUGCCGUCCUGUGCCACGAAGGAAAUCGCCUGGCUACGUCAGCGGCACAACGGCCCACUAGCCCAGACCGCGUCCGGUGCCACGCGGGUCUCUGCGGAAGACUACAACCUCAUCGCUCUUGUCAGAGGUCGACGCCCACGCUGUGUCGAAACCACGCAGGCCAACGUCCUUUGCCACGCUGGGCCGGGGUCCGACACGACUGGCGAGGGUCAGAACGUUCGCUUGCUCGUGACGUCGCGUUGGUUAGUCGAGCGGAAGAACAAUAUGUAGUUGAGGGCUCUUUUUUCUUGUUUAUGUGUAAAGCUAGUUUUUGGAGUGUCUCGUGUGUGUAUAAUGUUUAUAGUGUGUCACGGCAGUUUGCUGUUUUUUUUUCUUUCGUUAUUUUUUCUUUGAGAUAAAUGCUUUUUUACAUAUUUGAAA
Messenger RNA from Dermacentor albipictus, 1915 nucleotides. RefSeq lists its product as uncharacterized. Lineage: Eukaryota; Metazoa; Arthropoda; Arachnida; Ixodida; Ixodidae. The record is from RefSeq and is a predicted model, not a curated record.